GGUGGGUGAGCCGAUCUGCUGCCGCAUCAUGCUGGUUCUCCGCAGGCUGGUGCUACUUUCUGUCAGAGUCCCGGAGGGAGAGGAUGCCAGCCGCUCCGGAGCAGCCAGGGCAGCAGCGGCAACAGCAGGAUGGUGGUGACAAGCUGUGCCAGCAUCGGAGACGGUGGCAGAAGGGAUCAGGCUCCCUCGCGCCAGCGCCCCCGGGGCUGCUGCCUGGCGCCGGCGGGGGCUGCGCUGCUACUGACCGGCGUCUGCUGUCUGUGUUAUGGAAACUCCCUGCCCGGCGAGUUUGUGCACGACGACGUGUGGGCAAUUGUAAACAACCCCGACGUACGGGCAGUUGCCCCCCUGAGCUGGGGCAUCUUCGCCAACGAUUUCUGGGGCAAGAGCAUGGCCGAAAAUACCAGUCACAAAUCCUACCGCCCUCUCUGCGUCCUCACCUUCAAGUUAAAUGCAUAUUUGGCUGGCAUGAACCCCUUUUAUUUCCAUGCAGUAAAUAUAAUUUUACACUGCUUGGUGACUCUGGUACUAAUGUACACAUGUGACAAAGUUGUCUUCAAGGACCAUCGGCUUGCUUUUGUUACAGCUUUGAUUUUUGCUGUGCAUCCCAUUCACACAGAGGCGGUGACUGGCAUCGUGGGCAGGGCAGAUGUAUUAGCUUGUUUGCUAUUUCUGUUGGCCUUUCUCUCCUAUAAUAGGAGCAACCAAGAAGCAGAACAAUGGAUUUCUCAAAAGCCAGUAGCCUCUGACCUUGCUUUGCUACCCUCCUCCCAGAAGGACAAUGCAAAGCAACAUUUUGCUCCCAAAGGGACUCAGAACUCUUGCCCCUCCCUAUUGCCCACUGAGCAGAAGAAUGGAAGAUUCAUUGGGACCAGGCCAGCGGUGUGGACUGUUCUGAGGUACCUGACUGCAAACAGCAAUCAAAAUUUUCUGGGUGUCACAAGACCAUUUUUAAAAAGAGCUGCUUUGGUCAUAUGCUACGUGGUUGUGACUUUAUAUUUCCGUAUGUGGAUAAUGGGAGGAUCCAUGCCAUUGUUCUCAGAGCAGGAUAAUCCAGCUUCAUUUUCACCCUAUAUUCUAACAAGAUUCCUUACAUAUUCCUACCUUUUGGCUUUCAACACCUGGUUACUGCUGGCACCAAUUACCCUAUGCUAUGACUGGCAGGUUGGAAGUAUUCCUUUGAUCGAGACUGUAUGGGAUGUACGGAAUUUAGCCACUCUUCUCCUGGUUGUGGUGAUGCUGUUUCUGAUUUUGCAUUGCUUAACAGCAUUUGAGAACCUGGAAAAUAAUGAAGUUCUAGUUGGUUUGCUUUUUCUGGUUUUUCCAUUCCUUCCAGCCAGCAAUCUCUUCUUCAGUGUGGGCUUUGUGGUGGCAGAAAGAGUCCUGUAUAUGCCUAGCAUGGGAUACUGCAUUCUUUUUGUCCAUGGAUUAAAUAAGCUCUGUACAUGGUUAAAUCGAUGUGGUGCUGCUACCUUGAUGAUGUCUACUUUGUUGCUUCUGCUACUUUUCUCUUGCAAAACUGUGAAGCAAAAUGAAAUUUGGCUGUCAAGAGAAUCUCUCUUCAGGUCUGGAGUUGAAACUUUGCCCCAUAAUGCUAAAGUGCACUACAAUUACGCGAACUUCUUGAAAGACCAAGGUCGGAACGGAGAAGCCAUCUACCACUACAAAACUGCCCUCAAGUUGUAUCCCCAUCAUGCAAGUGCCCUGAACAACCUUGGAACACUGACCAAAGAUACAACAGAAGCAAAGGAGUACUAUCAAAGGGCCCUACAGCUAAAUCCACAGCAUAACCGAGCUCUUUUCAAUCUUGGAAACUUACUCAAGUCCCAAGGGAAGAAAGAAGAAGCUAUUAUCUUUUUAAGAGAUUCCAUCAAAUUUGGUCCAGAGUUUGCAGAUGCUUAUUCAAGCUUAGCUUCACUGUUGGCUGAACAGGAAUUAUUUGAGGAAGCUGAGGAAGUUUAUCAGUCUGGAAUUAAGAACUGUCCAGAGAGUUCUGACUUACACAACAACUAUGGAGUUUUUUUAGUUGAUACUGGGGCUCCAGAGAGUGCAAUGUAUCACUACCAACAAGCCAUCCACCUUAGCCCACGUCAUCAUGUGGCCAUGGUUAAUCUUGGUAGACUCUACAGGUCUUUGGGAGAGAACAAAGAAGCUGAAGAAUGGUACAAACGAGCUCUGGAUAUAACACAAACUGCUGAAAUACUUUCCCCACUGGGAGCACUAUAUUACAACACUGGCAGGUAUGAAGAGGCAUUACAGAUUUACCGUGAAGCUGCAACACUCCAGCCUUCAGCUAAGGAAAUCCAGCUGGCCCUGGCUCAGGUUUUAGCAAUGAUGGGGCAGACAGAAGAAGCUGAAACAAUGACCAACCACAUUGUAUCGGAAGAGGCUGGAUGCCUGGAAUGUUAUCGCCUGUUAUCAGCAAUCUACAGUAAACAGGAACAUUACCCCAAGGCACUAGAAGCUAUUGAAAAAGCUCUCCAGCUAAAGCCAAAGGAUCCUAAAGUCAUAUCAGAGCUUUUCUUCACGAAAGGAAACCAACUAAGAGAACAGAAUUUUCUUGAUAAAGCAUUUGAGAGCUAUCAAGUAGCUGUGCAACUGAACCCUGAACAAGCACAAGCCUGGAUGAAUAUGGGUGGAAUUGAACACAUUAAGGGACACUAUGUUUCUGCAAGAAGUUAUUAUGAAAAAGCCUUACAGCUGGUUCCAAAUAGCAAGUUGCUGAAGGAAAAUCUGGCCAAAUUGGAUCGGUUAGAAAAGCGAUUACAGGAAGUUUCAAGGAAAAGAUCAGACACAGUAGCACUUUGACUAAGACUCUUGGGAUAAUUUGAACUUCCUGGGAGAAAGGAAACUAUGGGAGGCUUCAUUUUCACACCAGUCGAGACAAGACUUUGGUUAAGCUCAGCAUUCGGGAUGGUGUAUAUGGAGACAUCCAUUGCUAACACCAGUGCAAUUAAAUUUGCAUUUCCAUAGGUCAUAAAGAAUGAUCAAGAGAUUCCUAGCUGAAGAACUCUGGGCAAGUCACUUAACCCCCACUGCCUAGCCCUUAUUACUCGUCUACCUUCUAAGAUGUAAAGUAAG
Gracilinanus agilis (Agile Gracile Mouse Opossum) is the source of this 3081-nucleotide messenger RNA. It is a transcript of the gene TMTC1, whose product is annotated as transmembrane O-mannosyltransferase targeting cadherins 1. The record is from RefSeq and is a predicted model, not a curated record. Bases 130 to 2808 code for a protein of 892 amino acids. Gene Ontology annotation, biological process: protein O-linked glycosylation via mannose; RNA processing. The transcript is spliced from 19 exons. NCBI's taxonomy places the organism in Eukaryota, Metazoa, Chordata, Mammalia, Didelphimorphia, Didelphidae. Gene Ontology annotation, molecular function: mannosyltransferase activity; protein binding.